Molecule: messenger RNA, 5421 nt
Organism: Leucoraja erinaceus (little skate)
Lineage: Eukaryota; Metazoa; Chordata; Chondrichthyes; Rajiformes; Rajidae
Product: collagen alpha-5(IV) chain-like
Exons: 52
Coding region: 276-5291 (1671 amino acids)
Cellular component (GO): collagen trimer
Molecular function (GO): extracellular matrix structural constituent
Source: RefSeq, a predicted model, not a curated record
GGUGGAAUCCAUCUCCAUCUCCUGGAAGUGCAGUUAAGGGUUAAUCCUGCAACUCCCUGCAACGUGUUUGUGAGGGUGGGAGGAGAGAGUCAAGUGGGAGCGGAGAGCGGAUUCCCAGAUUUGGCAAUCUGAGUGCAGACGUACUGACGACCCGCUCCGCUCGACAACUGCACAACGAAGACCCCCGCGCCCCGUGAAGAGACAGAGGGGGGGAGACUCCUCACCCGUGUGUGGCCCGGCGCUACCUCCUAUGUAAAGUCCAGACAGCGGGCGAGAUGGUCCCUCAGAUGCGCUGGCUGCUCCCGGCCAUUCUCCUCCUGGCUCAGGCUCGGGGCUCGGAGGCAGCGGCCUGCCAUGGAUGCACUUCCAACACCAAAUGUGACUGCAGUGGUGUCAAAGGAGAAAAGGGUACGAUGGGAUUGCCUGGUUUUGCAGGGCCGCUGGGAAUGCCAGGAUUCCCAGGAGUAGAAGGACCACUUGGGGCUCCCGGGUCAAAGGGAGACUCAGGCGAACCAGGUCUCACGGGGAAAAAGGGAAUCCGGGGUCCAACUGGAGUCCCCGGAUUCCCAGGAACCCCAGGGAUACCUGGGCUGCCAGGCCAGGAUGGUCCUUCCGGGCCACAUGGUAUUCCAGGAUGCAACGGCACAAAGGGUGAAUCAGGUCCGCUCGGGCCAUCUGGGUUGCCAGGAAUACAAGGAAUUCCGGGUAAUCAUGGCGUUCCCGGAACAAAGGGAGACCCAGGAGAGGUGAUUGGUUAUCCAAUAUUGAAGGGUGACCCAGGACUUCCAGGACAUCCGGGAAAAAUGGGCAUCCCUGGUCAGCCGGGGCCUAUCGGGCCUGCAGGACCCAUUGGCUAUCCAGGACCCAUGGGCCCCCCAGGAAUCCCAGGACUCCCUGGACCAAAGGGCAACAUGGGAGUGCAUUUUCAUGGACAGAAGGGUGACAAGGGUGAGCCGGGGGUUCAAGGGCCUGCACAACCUUAUACUCCUGAAUCGCAAGAAGGAGGAAAAGAAACAACUUUGCAGAGAGGAGAUAAGGGAGAGAAAGGUGAGAAAGGCAAUGAUGGCCUCAAAGGUUUACCCGGAAACCAAGGACAUUCGUAUGUCGGGAUGAAGGGGAAUAAAGGAGAGAUGGGUGAGCCAGGGAAACGGGGCAAACCCGGCAAGGACGGAGAACCAGGGCUCCCAGGACAAACCGGUCCAUUCGGUUAUCCUGGCGAACCAGGCCUUUAUGGGCUGAAUGGCACCAAGGGAGAGAAAGGCAGUCAAGGACUGAAUGGCCCCCCAGGAGCCAUCACUGAUGAACAAGGAAGGCCUAUUCAUGGCACGCAAGGAAUACAGGGGGUCCAAGGCUACUCCGGAGAGAAAGGUGAACGAGGCUUUUCAGGCCCUCCGGGAAUUAUAGGAAUACCAGGCCCUCCAGGUUUGCCCCUGCAAGGUGAGAGAGGCCUGCCGGGAUACACUGGUGAACGGGGCCUGAAAGGUGACAAAGGAGAGGCGGGAAUAUCAAAGCCAGGCUUACCAGGGAACGCCGGCAUCAGGGGGUUUCCUGGUGCCCCCGGACCCCCUGGACCUCUAGUGUCUAACGAAGAUUGUACAAGUGUGCCUGGACCAAAGGGUGCUGAGGGAUCUCGUGGUUUCCAAGGAGAAACGGGAAUGAAAGGGGUCAAGGGAGAUACGUGCUUCCACUGCAAUGCAACCGUGCUGUCAGGGCCAACGGGUCCCCAAGGCCCUCCUGGUAGAACAGGUGAUCCUGGUUUCCCAGGGAUCAAGGGAGACCAAGGAACAACAGGAAGAGUCGGAUUCCCAGGGCAACCCGGUGGUCCCGGCUUCCCGGGGCGGAUGGGAAUCCCUGGACCCAAAGGAGACCCCGGUGACAUCCACGCUUUACCGGGUUUGAAAGGAGACAAGGGUGAGGGAGGCUUCCCGGGCAGACCAGGAGUGCCCGGAGUGGAUGGAAUUCACGGGAAAGAUGGAGCCCCCGGACAGCCAGGGCUCAAGGGUGAGCCUGCAACAAUUGGCUUCAAGGGAGAACCAGGACUGUCCGGGUCCCCGGGGAUUAAUGGUCUACGAGGAGACCAGGGACCUCCGGGCCGUCCAGGAGCGGGAGAACGAGGCUUCCCAGGAGAAAAAGGCAUCCAGGGCUUCCCAGGACGUCCUGGACUACCUGGGGCACUAGGUCUGAAAGGUGAAUCAGGGCAAUCGAUUGGUGUGUCAGGACCUGCUGGAGCCACAGGCACCCCGGGACUGAAUGGCCAUCCAGGGAGCAGAGGUGACCCUGGACUGCCAGGUCCCCUUGGUCCUCAGGGAGCCACUGGACCAAAGGGGGAUCCGGGGCUGCCUGGGAUAGGAUUUCCUGGCCCAACUGGGGCGAAAGGUGCGGAUGGAAUUCCUGGAGAUCUGGGUCAUCCUGGAAUUCCUGGACUCGCUGGAAAAGAUGGUCUGCCUGGUGCACCUGGGUUCCCAGGAGAGAAGGGACUGCCGGGAUUGGGACUUCAAGGGCCACAGGGAUAUCCAGGCGCUCAUGGACUGGAUGGGAUUCCAGGACCUAAAGGGGAUCCGGGAUUCCCCGGGAUACCGGGCGGACCAGGACAGCAAGGUCUCCCUGGGUUCCAAGGCAUUAAAGGUAACAUUGGUACAGGAGGUGCUCCGGGCCGUCCGGGACCUCCAGGACCUCCGGGAAGUGGGUUGCCAGGCCGACCGGGCGAGCCAGGACCACGUGGACCAUCCGGCCCGUUAGGAAACCUUGGACCCCCUGGAACCAAGGGAGACCCUGGUUUCCCAGGCCUGGACAUCCCGGGUCCACAGGGAGAGAAGGGGUUCACGGGCCUAAAAGGUCUCCCCGGGCCCCCAGGUUUCCCAGGCCAGGUCGGGACAUCGGGCAGAGAAGGACUUCCUGGAUUACAAGGUCCAAAAGGAGAAAUGGGAGUCAUGGGUGCCCCUGGAGGCCAAGGUAUUCCAGGAGUUCCAGGGAGCCUGGGAGCGUCGGGUACCAAAGGUAACCCAGGUUUGCCGGGCUUCCCUGGGACCCCAGGCAGCACGGGCGAGAAAGGCACGAAGGGGGAAACUGGUUUGGCGGGACAGCCGGGUGUGUUGGACAAGCACGAAAUGGAGAAAAUGAAAGGCGAAAAAGGAGACAUUGGGGAGUCAGGGAAGAGUGGUUUUCCAGGAACCAAGGGUUACCAAGGCAUUCCCGGCGAGCCCGGAAUGCCAGGAAAAGAUGGCGAGCCUGGAUUACCAGGACAGUCAGGGUCAGUGGGUGAUCCCGGAAGUCCAGGAGAACCAGGGUCCUCGGGAUUCCCUGGAGAGAAAGGAUCGAUCGGAGAAAUGGGCUAUCCAGGUACCUCGGGACCUGCCGGCCUCCCGGGGAACACGGGAAAACCAGGCAACCCUGGCUUUCCUGGGGUGAGCGGGGAGAAAGGUAUAAAGGGAGAUCCUGGUCGGCCAGGAUAUGGGAUCCCAGGUGAACGGGGUCAAAAGGGAGAUCCGGGGUUGCCAGGUUUUCCAGGUGAUCCGGGACUGACGGGUGAUUCUGGUUUGCCCGGCUUGCUGGGCACGCUUGGUCCAACGGGGCCGAAGGGGUCUUCGGGCCCACCAGGAAUUCCAGGUAAUCCAGGACUACCCGGCAGUAAAGGUGGCGUCGGACUCCCGGGCGAACAGGGCUUGUCUGGAAUCCCAGGACAACCAGGUACCACAGGACCUUCGGGAACUCCAGGAGAUCCGGGAGAGAAAGGCUCAACAGGUCUUGAUGGAAUUCCCGGUGCCAUUGGCGAGAAAGGCAAUCCAGGUUUCCCGGGAAGAGACAUGCCUGGACAACCAGGACAUUCCGGACCAAAGGGUGUGAAGGGUGACAUUGGCUUACCGGGUUUCCCUGGAUCGUCGGGAGUUUCAGGCAGAAAAGGAGAACAAGGAUUCAUAGGCAGCAAAGGCAACGCUGGCGAUCCAGGACCCCCUGGUCCACCCAACAGGGCUCUGGAGGGCCCCAAAGGAGAGAAAGGCCUUGCCGGAGACCAAGGUCUGCCAGGGCACCCUGGUAUACCGGGGCUGCAAGGAACUCCAGGAUUCAACGGGAGCAAAGGAGCCAAAGGCCUGCAGGGGUCUCCAGGUUACCAUGGCUACCCUGGGCCGAAGGGAGAAUUGGGUUUCCCAGGAUUGCCCGGUAACGUCGGGCGCUCUGGAGCACAUGGACUGAUGGGUGACCCAGGGCCUCAUGGAGUCCCAGGCUUUGUUGGGAUGAAAGGCACUUCAGGGCCCCCUGGAUUACCAGGCGCGCAAGGUGACAGAGGACAUACUGGGAAUCCAGGUGCUCCAGGCCCCGCUGGACCUCAGGGUCCGCUACAGAUUGUAAAGGGCGUGGCUGGAUUGCCUGGUCCGCCAGGACAGGACGGAGUAAAGGGAUAUCAAGGGGUGUCAGGAAUCAAAGGCGACCCAGGUUUCCCAGGCCAACCUGGUGUUGCCGGUGAUGAUGGACCUCUGGGCUUAGAAGGCAGACCUGGGCUAAAAGGAGAUGCGGGACCAAUUGGGCCAGCAGGUCCACAAGGAUAUCCAGGACCGGUGGGUGUGGAAGGAAUGCCUGGACCUCGGGGAUUCCCCGGCCCUGCGUCCAUCGCUCACGGCUUCCUUGUCACACGACACAGCCAAACGACGGACAUUCCCAGCUGUCCACACGGAACGUCGAAGAUCUUCGAGGGGUUCUCCCUGCUAUACGUGCAAGGCAAUGAGAGGGCCCAUGGCCAGGACUUGGGGACCGCGGGGAGCUGCCUGCGAAGGUUCAGCACCAUGCCCUUCCUCUUCUGCAACAUCAACAACGUUUGCAACUUUGCCUCAAGGAACGACUACUCCUACUGGCUGGCCACGCCCGAACCCAUGCCCAUGAGUAUGGCUCCCGUGAUUGGUCAAACCAUCAAGCCAUUCAUCAGCAGAUGCUCCGUGUGUGAAGCUCCGGCCAUGGUGAUUGCUGUUCACAGCCAGACAAUUCAAAUCCCGCUCUGCCCCAACGGCUGGCAUUCCCUGUGGAUCGGAUACUCCUUCAUGAUGCAUACCAGUUCUGGCGCCGAGGGCUCCGGACAAGCCUUAUCGUCCCCCGGCUCCUGCCUGGAAUCCUUCCGCACCGCCCCAUUCAUCGAGUGUCAUGGCCGUGGAACAUGCAACUACUACGCAAACUCCUACAGCUUCUGGCUCGCCACCGUGGAAACCACAGAGAUGUUCAGGAAACCGGAAUCAGAGACACUGAAGGCAGGGGAACUGCGGACGCGAAUCAGCCGCUGUCAAGUCUGCAUGAAGAAAACGUAAAAUGCUGGAGCUCCCUCAGCGUGUUAAGUGGCUUACAAUCCUCCCUCGGACUAUGGUGCUAAUUCUAUAAUAAAGCAAUAUGACAAUAUCCUGUGUACCUCACCUCUAUUAUCCCAAAAAAAAGAAACAA